AUGACUACUAGCCAGUUAUCUGAUGCGGCCAUUCAAAAUCUCUCGAAGUUGUUUCUCAGUGAGAAGGAAGAGUACCUGGACGAUGUGGCUGCAGCCAAGAUUGAUAACAUAACCGUUGAGAUGCAAUGGACCAGGCAGACCGGACCGGCUUGGCCACCCAGACCGCUCAGUUCUUCUGAUGACCCAGUUAAAAGAAUUGUAGAUGGGUUCAAGUACUUCAAGACCAACUAUUUCGACAAACAUCCACAUUUGGUAAAGGAGCUGGCCCAAGAACAAAGCCCCAAGUUUAUGGUAUUUGCAUGCUCAGACUCCCGAGUGUGCCCCUCGCAUAUCCUUCAUUUCCAACCUGGGGAAGCCUUCAUGGUUCGCAAUAUCGCUAACAUGGUUCCUGCCUUUGACCAGCUGAAACACUCAGGAGUUGGAGCAACCAUAGAAUACGCUAUUGAAGAACUAGGGUCGUUGUGGCGGGAUCAAGAGGCUGAUGUCUCAUCCAGAAAAUGGUUCUCCUCCCUUGCUAAGGUUAUAGCAGAAGCAGAGGGGGGAAGUGCAGAUUUUGAAGAUCAAUGUGAAAGUUGUGCAAGGGAAGCAGUAAAUUUGUCACUGAGAAACCUACAAACUUACCCAUAUGUUCAGAAGGCAGUCUCAGACAAAACCCUAGCACUGAGGGGUGGCUACUAUGACUUUGUCAAUGGAAUUUUUGAGCUUUGGGAGCUUCAGUCCACCAUUUCAGACCCAAUCAUCAUUCAAUCUUCUUAA
Molecule: messenger RNA, 756 nt
Organism: Prunus armeniaca (apricot)
Lineage: Eukaryota; Viridiplantae; Streptophyta; Magnoliopsida; Rosales; Rosaceae
Source: the annotation of a GenBank genome assembly